Durusdinium trenchii is the source of this 1199-nucleotide messenger RNA. Lineage: Eukaryota; Dinophyceae; Suessiales; Symbiodiniaceae. The record is from the annotation of a GenBank genome assembly.
CCAGAUCCGUUGGCCUUGAGAGCUGUCUCAACAUGGCUAAGCCGCCGAUGGGAGAAGAGAACGAUGAAUAUGAAGACCAGGUGGCUGAAACAAUCAGUUUGAUCGAAGAAUUGCAUGGCACGGCAAAGUUCAAGCCGUUGACACCGAUGACCUCCUCAUUCCGCCAGAAGGAUGUUGCGAUUGGUGGAGACCCGAAGUUCCGAGAGAUGAGCCAUUUCCUCACCAGCUACAGCCAUCAGGAGCGUUUGCAAACCAUGCACCGUGGGGAUGAGUCUCCUCGAAAGGACGGUAUCGAGUCCAUGAACAACCGUGCUCGCAAGCUGGCCUUGGAGGCGAAGAACGCCGAAAGUCCUACGCAGAGGAGCUUCCCUUCAUCUCCUCGGUUUGCCAUGGCAGGUGGCACGAUCACAGGAGCUGUCCAAAGUACUCCGUCCGUGCCAAGUGAGGCCAAAACCACAGUCGAAUCACCACGGCGCCAACUGGCGAUUGGCGCGGAAGCAGUGUCUUGGUGUGUUCGGUUUUCGAGCCACCGAGCAGGGGAAGAUUUCAUGUUGUGCCGAAAGGAAUUGCAGCGAAGACUGAAAUGGCGUGAGGAGCUGGACAGGAACCUGCGACGGUUGAUGACGGAUGUGGAGCUUGGACGCGAUCCAGCGAUGAAACCUUACAAUCAUCGGAUGGUUUGUGAGCAGUUCGACAAGCGCUAUGACUGGUUCAAAGAUUGUGGUGAUAAAGAGGUGCUGAAGGAGAAAAAGGGGCCACCAUUUGUGCGAUACGACCCUGCAAAGCCAGUUAUGGCCGGAUCCACGCGAGGAAUCCCGCGCAACACCUGAGGUGCGAGGGCAUCAAAGACGGGAACCACGGCUGCCAUGUGAGUUGCACAGGGCAUGUGCUGAGGAAUUGUAGCUUAUGAAGCCCAAGUGAAGUACUAGCUUUGCCAAAGGCAAUGUGAGCACUGCACUUUUUCACGGCAAGAUAUGGCUUAGACUCCCGAGCGCUUGCUGAUUUGAAUUGGCAGACGGUGGGGGCUUUGCCGUAGUGCUGUACAUUCCCAGACAAUCAGCUUCCCUCAGCAUUCUGCUGGCGAAGCGGGUGUUUUAUGUCUACCAUGUUUACCUUGGCCCCUUGAGGGGCUCAAGGCUGGCUCAAGCCAGUACCAGUAGGAGGACUUCUGACAACUCUUCAAGAGAAGCUGAACUAAA